CACACACACACAGUCCGACCAUCUAUCUCAUCUGACGACACCGCACUCAGUCCAUCCCAUUCAGUAAAUAAGUCACUCACUAAUCAAUUAUCACUCCCCCGGGCAGUCGACGCAGAUAUCUGAGACCAGGUCCGCCAGCAGUGAGGCCAGAUAACCGUCCUUCUCCACACACCAGCACCCACACGCACCCCUGACACGUCAGAAGCGACACACAGCCACACAGAUACAUACUCACACCACACCAAUGAACGAACGCCAUUUCCUCCUCUGCCUCUCUCGGUGUCGCUCAGCUCACCUGUGGCUCGGUGCAUUGCUCGCCAGGCGGUCAUCAAGCCGACGUCGGCUCAGCACCUCAUUGCCAAGGUCCACCCCAGCGUUGCGCAGCGCCCGGACUCUCCCCUCCUCACUGCUUGCCACCAGCUCCUCACACGACGCUGCACCAGCAGCAGCAGCAGCAUUGCCGUUGUCUCCCUGCAGAUGUGCCGCCAGGGUCUGUUGGUCCAGCCGGCUCAUGAGCUCCAGACAGGCCACGCCACACUCGUGCCGCUGCACCCACGGAAGCAGGUCCUGUGUGUGGGGCCUGAGUGCGGCCGUGAUGAUGGACGAGACAAGGGGGGAUUGCUCCAUCAGGGAGAGCAGGGUCCUCGCGACGACAUCGAGGGUCUCGGCCCGCACAUCCAGCAACGGGGGGCGGCUGGACAAUGGUGCUGGUGGUGGCCUCCGUCUGAGUGGGUGUGCUGGCUGUGUGAAGCACCGGGCCAGAUCAUCUGCCAGCUCCCGAACCGCUGCCUCAUCCAGGCACUGGGCGAGUGCCAUCGGAAGCGACUGCCAGAAGCGGCAGCACGCCACACAGGGGCUGCUCGCGCCGGCCUCCAUCUCGCUGACGGGACAGAAGAGCGCCUUGGUCGCUCCCCGCAGGUCAUUGCCACACUCCUGCAUCACCACGUGGGGGUAGUGAGAGGCAAUCACUGCCACCGUCCGCCACGCCAUGGUGCAUCUGUCGCCCUCCGCACGGGUGACGCUGGCGUGGUCGUCGGUGUGAAGGUUGCUGGCGAGUGUGCGCACAAAGGCUGCGAGGGAGGGGGGCGGUGGGGUGUUGGUGCCGGGGGGGAGCAGGGCCAUCAGCCUCGUGGUGAGGGUGAGCACGGAGCUGCCAUGGUCGCUCAGAAGCUCCUUCACGCACCACGUCUCAGCCAUGUCCGCCAGCAGCGCGUCGAGACUCUCGACCUUGAUAAGCACCCCAGUGUCUGUGUCCGCCGCAGCCCCCAGCACCGCCAAAAGGCCGGCCAGCCAGUCGCUCAGCGACAACUCACCGUCGUCUCCACCACCCUCCUCCAGCUCCAGAAUGCUGAUGCUGCUGCCUGAGCCGCAGGGCCGGCAGGGGUCACGUCCAUCAUCCCAGCAAGCGCCGAUCUGCCUUCGGAUGAAGUCGACGAGAGGGCCGCAUGUCGGUGGCGAUAGAAGGGGGAGGCAGUGGACGGCCAGCCGCAGGGAGAGGAAGGACAUGGGCGCUGUGAGAGCGUCGCUAUCUUGCUGCUGCAUGGCGAUCUCGUGCAGGGUGUGUCGGAGGUGCUGGUGCAGGGGGAAGGCCGAUGAAGGCCCUGGUGGGUCGCUGCACACGGUGUGGGUCAGCUCUACCAGCGCGUCCACACCCUGAACAACACGCACCAAAACACAUACAUACAUCGCUUCAGCCAGGCAGCCAGGCAGCCAUGAUCCAUGAUGCUUCUGUCUGUCUGUCUGUGCGUUCACUUCACCUGUUGCGUCCGUUGGCUCCACCACUGCUGCAGCACCAGCGGCACACGCAGUUCAUCCACCUGCACACCGACACACACACGGAUGCUGCCUGUCUGCUAUCCGUGUGUUUGCUUGAGUAGAAUAUAAACACACCAAGCUGACAGCGUAGCUAUGCUGUGUCUUGGCCCACUCGUCCACAUCCACGGUGCCGCCCACACGUGCCUCGAGAGCCAGGGCAGAACAUAUCAGGGCCAGAGUGCCCUCCAUGCCCAUGCCACACUCAUGAUCCUUCAGACGCAGCGGCAGCGGUGUCUGAGAGGCCGCCAGCAGGCCAGUCAACAUUCGAGCGGCGUCCCAACGCACCUUGUGAGGCGUUCUGCAGGCACACAGCACAGGAGGGCACACAGACAGACAUUUGAUGGAUGGAUGGAUGGUUUGGGGUGUAGAGAGGCGGCAUGGAUGGAUGGGUACCUUUGGGCAUUCAGCAAUGAAACAAGCCCAUUUAUCCACUGAUCUCUGCGCGAGGGUGAUUCCCGCAUGGCGGCCAUGAUGAUCUUGCGGCCAGUCGUGUGCCGAAGAAGGCCGUCGAGGAGGGGCAGGUACGCCGGCAUACUCUCAAACUCCUGCACACACACACACACACACUUGACUGAUGCAUCUGCCGCGUAUCGUAUCUGUGCUUAUCCUUCUGCAGAUCUCACCUGCCUUUCCAUGACGUCUGGACGGGACACACAGUCCACCAUAGCAGUCAGAUCUCCGUCAGCAGCCCCACCGCCUUUGUUCGUCUCACACACAGCCGCCACCAGAGCUCCCAUCAUCACGGCCGCGAAGCUCACGACGAGUGCAGGAGUCGAGGAGGGCUCCAGCACCCAUCUCGACAAAAUCAUCCACAGCGACUUGAGCUGUGUAUGGUGCAGCGCAUGUCGGUGUGAGUCGAUGUACUCGGCCAGCCACUGUGGGAGGGCCUCGCCUGACUCGCUCUGCAGCAGCCGGGCCGCCCUGCCCUUGGAACCGUCCAGCUGCCUCAGGAAUGCGCCAAGGACCUGCAGACAUGACAUGUACGUGUCUGUGUGAAGCACAUUGGCAUCCACAGAGAGAUUUGCGGACGGAUCUACCUACCCACCUGGAGGUUGACAUCUUGCAGCGUUUUGGCUUUCUUGACGCAUGUGCUCCGCUCCCGCAUCUUCUCAAACACACGACGUCCCAUUUUCCCCUGGGAUUCCUCGCCCUUUUUGAGCUG
This is a messenger RNA of Vitrella brassicaformis, 2977 nucleotides long. The record is from the annotation of a GenBank genome assembly. NCBI's taxonomy places the organism in Eukaryota, Vitrellaceae.